CGUAAUCCUUCAUAAAAACGUGAACUUUAUAUUAUUGUUGCAGGAAAACUUAAGAUAUAUAACAAUGGAACACUUACUUUUUCUUUUUGAUGAUGUGCUGUAGAGUGUAGACACGAUGCAACAAUGCACUGAUUGUUUUUAGGGAAGUUUACUAAAAUGACACAAAUUAAUUGUGUUAUUACUAGAAUGACUCAUAUUUUUUGAAAAUUAUUAGAAUAUUUUUAUGGUCGAAACUGUCCCUACCCAUAGUUAUAACAAAAGAAAAAUAUUACCAAAAUGUCCUUACCAAUUUUUCGUUGGCAGAUUUAUUUUGUUAUAAAAAAUAAAUCUAUCGAGUAAUAAGUCUAUUUAUAAAAUCUGUAUAGAAAAAUAAAUCUGUUGUUAUAUUGGUGUCAGAUUUUCUUACAAACGUCAGAUUUGUUUUCACAACAGAGUUAAUUAUCCGAUUUAAAUAGAUAACAGAUUUUUAAAGAUAUGUCUAGCGACUGAAGUAGCAUAUUUGUUAUAAAUAGUAGAUUUUUGUGGCCAAUUUAUUUUUUUCUGUACCGACUUAUUUUUUUCUGUUAGACUUAUUUUCUGAUGGCAGAGUUAUAUGUCUGACUUAAAAGUGUUGGCAGACUUUUUAUUUUAUAUGGUGGCAGGCUUUUAAUUUAUGUUGUGGCAGAUUUAUUGACAGAAAUUGAGUUUAUAUAAGCCAAACUUAAUUUAAUGUUCAAUUUCAACCGGGUUUACAUUAAUUUUGAAUUUGGUAUCAAAUUAUGAAGUAUCAACAACUCUAAGUUCUUUCGUUUGACGUCUUUUUUUGUAUAUGUAUACAUUUAGAAUUGUCUCACGUAUCAUUGUCCAAGUUUCUUUCAUCACCUGUAGCAUAAGGUCUGGAUUUAACUUAGUCCACGAUUAUUUUGUCACUACAAAUAUGCUUCUAUAAAUAGUGUUACUAGGGUCAAAGUAAAUAAAAAAAUCUGUGUGAGAUUCUUGAUGAAAUUAUAAGAGCGGGAGUAACAACACUCCCGGUUGGCAUAUACAAUAAUCCGACUAAAGAACAUCAGCUCGCGUACUGGAAUACUUGUACAUCCAAUACAAAAAAAACAACAAAAAAACUACAUAAGCAGUUUUUAAAACAACAUGCAUACUACUUAGCAAACUUAAGGAACCUCCUCAUAGAUUUCUACAGCCAUCUUCAGAUGUACAACUGGAAUAAUAUCGUCGUUCAAACCGUUAAACAGUCAAUAUACUUCAAAGUGUAUAAACCCACAGUCUCCGAGGUUCAGAUCUUGCGGUAUGUUCUUCUGUCUUUGCACCCUGAACUGAUUCUCACUUUUCUUCCACAUUUUAGGAGACGACAUCUAACUUAGCAAUGCCGACAACAUUCUUUUUCUAAAAGAAACCAAAAAUAUGAAAAGCCAGAAGUGAACUGAGAAAGAACAAGAUAUUAGCACAAGAACCACAAUUAGUGUACCUUAUAAGUCGAUUAAGGAAAACUGUUUCUACAUUAGAAUUGUAGAACACAUAAUGAAUAAGUGAGUUACCAUCUUUUUUUUGAUCAAAGUGAGUUACUAUCAUGACUAAAAUAACUGAAACUGUUAAUGCAAAUAUACUAAAUUUGCAGAACACAUAAAACUAAGAAACCCAAUCUGAGAAAGGACUAGAACUGCAACAAGCGACUGGUCCCUGCACCCAGAUCUUCAACACUGAUGCAGGAUAUGCCAAUCAAAGACAAAUUCAACUAAGUGAUGAAAACAGAGGCCCCGCUGGACGUGGAACCACCGAGCCGGACUCAAACCCCACCGGACAGUUAGAUUCACCAUCGUCCACAGGCGGAUAGAUCACGCCCUGACGACGAACUCGACCUCACUGGUAACAAGGCAGAAACCAACCGUCGCUCAACCACACCAUAUCACCAUUGAGAGAAGUUCCAUCACCUUCCAGUACAUCCGAAGACCUUAAAACUACAGAAGUCGAUUAAAAGUAAAGAGGACUCAUAGAAGACUUCUCACAGCACAGGUAAGAGCACCGCCGCCAGAAAAAAAGUAUCAGACGAAACGGAGAGACGCGAGAGAGGAACAAUAUUUUUUAGGUCUGUUUUAGAUAUAAUGCUUCUAAUUUUUCGAAAAUAAUGUAAAAUGACAGCACCUUAAAAAAGAUUUCAAGGGUAUUUGUGUAUUUUGACCUUCAGUGAAAGUUAUUCUGGUAAUUAUAAAAUAAUAUGCAUUAGUUUAGUCAUUACAAGUAAAAUAUGUGUCAUUUUAGGUAAUUUCCCAUGUUUUUAAACCAAAAAAAAAAUGCACUGAUUGUUUGUUCUAUGUAAAGUUUAGCCCUGAGUACAAUUUAGAGAACAUUAACCUUGAUCACCAUGUGUCAAAACUUAGAGUCUCACCUUUGAAACCACGAUGCUUUGUAGAUACAAUGGAGAGAAGAAAGUAAUUUAAUUUAUAUUAGAGAUGAAGAAACAGUUUUAUACCAAAAAGAAAAAGAAAACAGUUUCAAAAUAUAUGAGUAACGUGGGAUGGGUUUUUGAGAAAAAUUAGGAAUAUAGGUAGUUGAAUAUUUGAAUUGCUGAAAUAUAGGAAAAAAAAUAAUUGAUUUAAAAAAUUUUGCAAGUGUUAAAUUUUUUUAAUUGUUUUUUAAAAAAAUUCCACAUGUCAAUACCUGAUUCGCCAGGCGACUUGCGCUUUAGUAUAUAAGGGAUGUAUAUACACUAAUCACAAUUUCACAAUUGCUUAGAAAAUCAAUUCUCUCUUUAAGCGUUAUGUCGUCAAGCAUGAAUGUUCCACAAGUUGAAGUUAGUAUCGACAGAAGGAGAGUCCCCCCCUCGGUAGGAUACACAUCAAACAAUGUCCGCAUCAUGAUCAACACUUGCUUUCACGAGGUUCUUGAAAACCUUACCACCCGUCAGUGAACGCUAACCGGCCGGUUCGUUUUGCUCUCCCCACCAGUUCUUAUCGAUUUCAAUCUCUCUAGUUUAAGCAACAGUUACAUCCAAGAGCUUCUCCGAGAUAAUCUUGCUCCUGGCCACCAUUGGUUAUGCGAAGAUUUGGCCGCGGAUAUCUCAUCGGAAGCGGAGGAGUUAGGUUUUGGACGUAAUGGAUUUAGCUUGACCUUCUCCAUCGAAAUCACUUACGAGAGGGUUGUGGCCAUGUAUGAUCCUCCUCCAGACGAGGGAUUGUUUUUGAGAGCUGUGCUAUCGAAGUUGGUUGUGCUAGGGAAGAUAGAUAGAGAGGAGCAUGAGAGUUUGACGAAUAUGGAAACAGAGUCGCCGUGUUCGAUUUGUCUCGACAAUCUCUAUGGUUCUUCUUCGAUACAUGGUUCCGCCACACUGAUGAACUGUUCUCAUGUCUUCCAUGAACGUUGUCUCUCGGAUUGGCUUCAACAGAAAAACACAUGCCCCAUGUGUCGGACUGUGUUGUACAAUUGCUGAUUUUGGAAACACAUGGGGAUCGAAACUAGGGUUUUCAUGUACUGAUUUCGCAACGUGGGUCACAUGCGAGUCAAAUUGUUAAAGUGUUAUUUUGAUAUUAAAUUUAGAAACUGUAGUUUUACAAUUGGAGUGGCUUCCAACAUAUUUUUCAGGGUUCUCAGUGAUCAUACUCUUUGUCUUUCUCUUUUUCUCUGGUAGACCAAGACUCAAAACUACAUAAAUUUUCUUAGUAUUUUUACCAAAAAGUUUCAUAGUAUUCUUACCCUACAAUUCCUGUAAAAUCGAGAUACAGCGAAAACACAAGGCACAAAAUAAUUCCAAGAACUCGUAUAUUUUUUAUAAGAAAUCCUUUACACAAUUAAUCUCUUACAGAUUUGUUUGAUCCGAAUUACACAACUCGACACGGAUCAAUUUCUAACAAACUCAACUUACUUGACUCAACACCUGUUGAUCAAGUCUACCAAUUCACUCAGCUAUGAAACCUCAAAACCCUUUGUGUUUCUCUCUGAGAAUUACAACAUGAAAGCUCUAACCCUAAUUUUAGGUAAAGCCACCAUAUAUAUUAAAUAAUAUUUUCCUAUUAUCUAAUAUAAUAUUUCAUAUAUUUUAGCAUCACCAAAUAUUCCAAUUUGUGAUCUAAUAACAUUCCUUUAAUGCUUAUUUCGUCAACCAAGCAUGUGGAAAUAUCACACAUCAUCGCAUCUUGACGUUUCCUUUUUAUUCUCCGUAGCAUGUGUCACACAUUACUCUCCAUGUGUAACACAUGUACACGAACCAAAACUCCACCACAGCAGCAACCUAUCAAGCUCCAAGUUCUUGAGCUUACAUUCUCCCCCUUUUUCACUGAGUUUUACAACUCAAGCUCAAUAACCUCUAAGCACAAUAUGCAUCAUACAUCCCAUCAAAGUAUUAACUUAAACUCCCCCUGAAUCAAGUACCAUUUCCCCUGCUUAAGUGGAAAACUCUGUGAAAAACUUCAUGAUACUUGUUGGACCAUCAAAACCCUCAACUCCGUCUACGCCAUCGAACUGGUUCUUCAAGUUCAGUAUAUUGAUCAACCAUUCGAAUGUAUGACACAUUGGUAUGCUCGUGUGAGACACCUUUCGUAAACUUGGGAUACAGAUCCUUCUUAGCUAUCCAUACAUAUCCAUACCUUCUAGGUUCCACAUAACAAAGGUUCAUCCUCCAAGCUCGCUUAAUCUGGUGUCUUCGAGAAUAACAUAAAUCAACCUUAUGACCAUGAUUCCCACAAAACAAACAACCAUUCCUCCUAGUUAUUGCAGGCUUUGGAGAGUGUAGUUUUGUCUGAGCAUUAGGUUCUUUUUUCACAGGUGCAGAUGUAUGUCUUUUCUCAGCUUUCGAGCUACUUUCAGGAUUAGUUGGAAUACCUUUUACAAACUUGAUAACAUCAACUGGAAUAGCUUGAUAUUUUGGAGCAGCACCCUUGUAUCCUAAGCCCCAAUUCACCUUUGGAGGUUGUCCAACUGAUAAUAUAUGAUCUAAACUUUCAGAUCCUCUGUUCAGCAUCCUUAACUUUUUGUAAUUUUUACUGAGUUCUCUUUACAGCAGCUGACUUUUCUCGCGUUCCUCAUUCAAUAGGUGUUUCGUCUGAUCAUAUUUAGUCUCCAUACUCUUAUGAUUGUAUGCCUGCUUAGAGGUUUUCUUCUGUGAACUAUGUGGAUCAGACUCCUCUUCUUUUGACACUCCAGUCUAAGAUUUAUUGUUGGUUUCCAACUCUAGAAUGUUCACUUUUGCUUUCAGCAUUGUUGUAUCUUUGAUCAGCUGAAUAUUUUCUUCACUGAGUUUAGCAAAUUGACCAAACAGAACCUGAUACUCAGCUAGAAGAUCCACAUCUAUAUCACUUUCUGCAUCACUAUGUGACACAUCGGAGUUGGUGUGUGACACACACGACGCACGAAAUUCACCUUUAAUGAUGUCUUUUUCAGACCCCAUAGCUCUAUGAAGAGCCACGAAAUUUAGAGCAUCUUCUUUUCUUUCUGGUUUUUUAUCAUUCCAAAUUCUCCUCAUCUUCAUCUUUUUGUGUGUUCACACAAUCUGAUUUUAUGUGCCCAUAACCAUUACAUCCAUUGCACUUGAUUUUGUUUCUCUUGAAUGAUGGACAAUCUGUUUUGACAUGUCCAAUACCAUGACAGUUAAAACACACCGCUCCCUGCAUUUUAUUUUUUUCUUCUUCUCUAGACAGUCUGUCGUUGGACAUCUUAUACAAGAGAUUCAUGGUUUCUUCAAGUUUCUGAAUCAUCAGGUGAAUAGAUUCUUCAAGUUUUUGAGCUCUUUGGAUGUCUUCAUCAACUGUAACUGUAGAGUCUUGAGCAGGCUUUGAAAACUUAGAUUCCAGUUCCAUCUCCUCAGCCUUUAAUAUCCCUACUACCUCAGCAAACUUGAGUUCAUCAGUGUUCAUCGUCAAGUUUAUUGCUGCUUUAUGUGCUGCAAACUUAGUAGGCAAACAUCGCAAAAACUUCUUCACCAAUUUUGCAUCUUCGUAUUUUUUACCUAAAACUUGUGAUUCAUUGGCUAUGGAGCUAAGCUUUGCACUGAAAUCUCCUAUCUUCUCAUCAUCAGUCAUCCUUGUGUCUUCAAACUGUGAUGCAAGCAAAUCCAAUCUUAUCCUCCUAACUUUCGCAGUACCCUCAAAAGCAUUUUGUAGUAUAUCCCAAGCCUCCUUAGCUGAUUCACAUCCCUGUAUAAGCUCAAAUUGCUUUCCAUCUACAGAACUGAAGAUUGUAUCCAGUGCUUUCGCAUUAAACCUUGAAAGUUUUUUCUUUGUUGCAGUCUACUUUGUCUUCGGUUUAAGUGUCUUCAAGCCAUCUUCUUGCAUCACACACGGUUCUUCCCAUCCAGAUUGAACAACUGUCCAGAUAUCUUCAUCAGCUCCACGUAAGUUUGCUCUCAUUCUCACUUUCCAGUACCCAUAAUUCACAUCAUUCAGCAAUAACAUAUUAUUUGCCAAAAUCGCCAUAUUCUCUUCUCAGGAUCUCACCUUGGUUCGAAGAACUCUUCUUCGUUUAGAUGUCCCGCUCUGAUACCAAUUGUAAAAUCGAGAUACAGCGAAAACACAAGGCACAAAGUAAUUCCAAGAACUCGUAUAUCUUUUAUUAGAAAUCCUUUACACAAUCUCUUACAGAUUUGUUUGAUCCGAAUUACACAACUCGACACGGAUCGAUUUCUAACAAACUCAACUUACUUGACUCAACACCUGUUGAUCAAGUCUACUAAUUCACUCAGAUAUGAAACCCCAAAACCCUUUGUGUUUCUCUCUGAGAAUUACAACAUGAAAGCUCUAACCCUAAUUUUAGGUAAAGCCACCAUAUAUAUUAAAUAAUAUUUUCCUAUUAUCUAAUAUAAUAUUUCUUAUAUUUUAGCAUCACCAAAUAUUCCAAUUUGUGAUUUAAUAACAUACCUUUAAUGCUUAUUUCGUCAACCAAGCAUAUGGAAAUAUCACACAUCAUCGCAUCUUGACGUUUCUUUUUUAUUCUCCGAAGCAUGUGUCACACAUUACUCUCCAUGUGUAACACAUGUACACGAACCAAAACUCCACCACAGCAGCAACCUAUCAAGCUCCAAGUUCUUGAGCUUACAAUUCCAUCAAGAAAUAUUACGAGAAAAACGUAUAGAAUCACAAACACGAAGAAAAACAAGAAAAUCGUAUGAGUCUUUGUGAAAUGUAAACCAAGAAAUAUGUUUUAACCCAAUUUCUUAUGAAACAACAAAGAACAGAAUCACUAGAUUAGACGAUGCGGGUAACUGCAGCAUGUAUAGAAUCAGCAAGUUGAGGCAUUGUCUUUGAGCUUAGACCUGUCAUGCUUAACCUCUUGAAAUACACAAUUCUCAUUAUAAUUGAUAAGCUUUUAAAUGGACAAAUAAAUUUAACAUCUAGCAUAAUUUUCUCUCUUAUCUUGGAAAUACUAAUUCAAUUUUAGCAUGUAGAUCGAAUCGUACUUAUAAUCUUGGGAGAUGAAUCUAGAUUCUUAAAUAUCAAUGGAGAUUCAUAUCCAACAUAUAUUCUAAUAUCACUUGAAAAUCAAUACAAUUAAAACAUAAGCAUAAAGUUGAACCCAACUUACUUGUUGGUUAAAAAAUUUAAAAGUACUAUAUAAUAUAAUUAAUAUCCCUACAUUAUCCUUAAGCCGAAUGAAUUUAUAUAUAACAAAACCACUAAAUUCUCCUCUUAUUUAUGGUAAGAAUUGAUGUCAAAAAAAUUAUGGUAAAAAUUUAAAUGAGGUGAUUAUUAGUGAUAUUUCUUAUUAAGUGAUAUUAUUUGUAGUAACAAAUAUUAAUGUCUCUUGAUCUUAACUUAUUUAACCAAAAAUAAUAUUUUUAAUUAGGUUGUUAACACACAUCUUAGUUUUCCUCCAACGAUUUAAAUUUAUAUAUUCACAAUACUAGCAAAUAAAUAUUUUGAAAUAUUCCUUAUACGAUCCGACAUCUUUAAACUUAUUCCUCAAACAAUAUAAAUAACAAAACAAA
Molecule: messenger RNA, 7903 nt
Organism: Brassica rapa (field mustard)
Lineage: Eukaryota; Viridiplantae; Streptophyta; Magnoliopsida; Brassicales; Brassicaceae
Product: probable E3 ubiquitin-protein ligase XERICO
Biological process (GO): protein ubiquitination
Molecular function (GO): ubiquitin protein ligase activity
Source: RefSeq, a predicted model, not a curated record